Vespula pensylvanica (western yellowjacket) is the source of this 1439-nucleotide messenger RNA. RefSeq names its product adenylate kinase isoenzyme 1 (gene Ak1). Gene Ontology annotation, biological process: nucleoside triphosphate biosynthetic process. The coding region runs from base 328 to 897 and encodes 189 amino acids. The record is from RefSeq and is a predicted model, not a curated record. Gene Ontology annotation, cellular component: cytosol; cytoplasm. Lineage: Eukaryota; Metazoa; Arthropoda; Insecta; Hymenoptera; Vespidae. Gene Ontology annotation, molecular function: AMP kinase activity; ATP binding. The transcript is spliced from 5 exons.
AAUCGGUUCCCUUCCUGAAUCUGACUGUAUGUAAUACGUGACCUUUGAGUCAGUGCGAAUGCGCAAAAUUUUAUCCCCACUUAUCAUUCACGAGCCAAUGGUAAAUCGAUAUAUUCGAAAUUUUCACGCGAAAGCUCUACUGAACUAUUCUUGUCGGCAGUAGGCUACGGAACUCGCGACGUGCUGUCGUGUGAAUAGUGAGUACUCUAACUCUGCAAGGUCGAGAAAGGAUUAAAUAAAUGCACUAAAAAUAUUUGCAAAAUACAAAUACAAAAAACAAGAAGCUUAUCGAAAUUAAGUUUGACAGAGUAUAUUUCGUCAAAAAAUAUGAAGACGAUAUGGGUGAUUGGUGGUCCUGGUUGUGGAAAGGGAACGCAAUGCGAUCUUAUAAUCAAAAAAUAUGGAUUUUUACAUUUGAGUAGUGGUGAUCUUUUGCGAGAUGAAGUAACAAGCGGUAGUUCUAGAGGAGCUUCGCUUCAAGAAUUAAUGACCAAGGGCUUGUUAGUACCAACGGACAUCGUGUUGGAUCUUAUAAAGGAAAAGAUGGAAAAAGCACGUAAGGAAGGUACUACGAAAACAGGUUUCCUUAUCGAUGGAUAUCCUCGUGAAUUGGAACAAGGGAUUCUUUUUAAAAAAAAUGUUUGUUCAGUUGAUCUCAUCCUAUUUUUUGAUGUAUCUAACGAGACAAUGAGCAAAAGGCUUCUUGGCCGUGCCGCAGUGUCUCAAAGAGCUGACGAUAACGUUGAGACCAUCAAGAAAAGAAUCGAGACGUUUAAUGAAAAGAAUGGCAAAAUUGUAGAAUAUUACAAGGACAAAAUUGUCAGGAUUAACGCCGAAAGAAGCGUCGAGGAAAUAUUCAAGGAAGUUUGUACAGUGCUCGAUCGUUUGUUGGCUUAAUGUUUUGGCAAAGCACGCAACCCUGUGAGCUUUUCUCAAGCAUAGCCUAAUUGACUAUCGCAUCCAAAAGAGAUUUCAAUUUUUAGAUAGAGAUGUUAAGCAAUAUACGAAGUGUGUGAUAAUACCGUUUACAUUGUACUAACUAAGAUCCUAUCCUAAAAAAGAAAAAUUAUUCUGAAUAAGUACGGCAAAUUUUUAUUUCAUUUUUUCUGGUAAAAAUCCCCGAAAACAUUCGGUAUUUUUACUUUAGGCAAUGAAUCCUAUGCAACUUUCUUAUACGUUGUGUUUAUGAAAUAUAAACAAAAUAUGAAUCUCUCAGACUUUACUCCCUAAAAUUAGGGUUUUCGAAAUUGAUUUUACGUCUACCACUGCGAGAGCGAAUAACGGAAUAUCCAUGCCUACAAUUAUUACAAUAGGAAAGAGUUAAUAUUAUGAUUUCAUUUAACAAUACAACAAUAUACUUGAGCAAUAUUAUACUAUUACAGCUUUUCAUAUAUCGAUCGAUACUAUGAAUGUGUAAUAAAUUGUAUAUUGGAAUUAUU